Messenger RNA from Blepharisma stoltei, 231 nucleotides. The record is from the annotation of a GenBank genome assembly. NCBI's taxonomy places the organism in Eukaryota, Ciliophora, Heterotrichea, Heterotrichida, Blepharismidae.
AUGGCAAGUAGAGCACAGGUCCAGGCUGUCCGUGAGUUGAUCCCAAUUCUAGAAUUAGAUCUCAUCGUUUUAGAAUUCGUCCGGGCUUUUGACUAUUCAAGACCCUAUGAAAGACUUUUUACUUCAACCCAUAGAAGAGAAACCGAAUUCGGAGUGUCUGUUCAUACUUCUGGGGAAGCAACAUUUGCCUUUAUAAGGCGUGGCAAUUCAAAAAUGAGGUUUUGGAGAUAA